UAGAGGACGCUGGAUGAUUUGAGACCAAUGUCUGUUGUGCUGAUCACUUCAGGGAAGCAAUCAACGAAUGGAAGAAGUACGAACAAUGUCUUUUUACAGGAAUCUACAGGCAAAGUUUUCAGCAUCACAACAGCAGGUUGUGCAAAUAUCAAAAGUGUUACUGAGUUUUUUAUGUGUUUGACACAUCUGCUUGCAGUCUAGAUCUAAAAUGAUUUGUUCGAGGUGUAAAAAAGUGUUUCAUCACCAUCAUUUUUUUUUUCGUGCACACCAUGAAAGUUGAAGCAGUAUUCAUUAUAUUCAGCACACACAGAGAGACACUAACGAAGCACACUGCUGUGGUGGAGGCCAGAGCUGUGAGGAUCAGCAGAUCAGUUUGUCUGCUGUGUGAUCCUGAACUGUGCCACGUGUAGCCUUCACUGUAGAGACCGCAGUGCUGUAGUAUAUGAUGUGUGACCCAGACUUUUUUAUUGUCAAAGUAUCUCCUUUGAGGAUGAUUUAAAGUAUAUGAUUCCACAAAUAUUGGCCUGUAUGGGAAAUUAUAUUUAUUCUACUAAUAUAGAUUUCAGUGUCUGUUCCUACAGGAUCAUCAGUAUCUGUGAUUAAAACUACAGUGGAUCUAAAGCACCAUCUGUUCCUGAUUACCUCCUACCCUCUGCUGUCUACACUCAGCCAGUUUGUAUCAUGUCUCCUCUCACAGUUGGUGAUGACUCAGCUUUGACUAUUAACAAUAUAUAUAUAUAUAUAUAAUCAAGAAUGUGUGUUACAGUGACGGACCAAUAUAAAAAUGCUGUCUUCAACCAAGUAAAAUGGUCAUCAUAGGAGUUUAAGUGUAAUUGUCAAACAAAGGUUAGAGUGAACUUUUGAAUUUUUUUUCAGCUACUGCAUUUUGAGGUAGUUGUACUAUUAUUUUCUGGUGAUACAUUGUGGUCAAAAAAGUCAUUAUAUCAUUGUUACAGUGUCAAGCACUGAGCUGUAUUAAAUUUUAAUCAGGAAUUUCUACCGUUUGAAAUCGAACUAUUUUAAGAAAGGAGCAAAAACCAAAAAUUUAAACCAAUGGAAGAAAACAUCUUUUAUUUUUUUAUUUUAAAAGUCAACGGCGUGGAGACAUUGCGUCACCACACCUGAUGAACCUAAAUUCCAAACCUGUGAGGGAAGAAGCUUGGUGCUAAAUGACACCCUGUUAGUGUUCCUCCACAGCAAGCAGUCUUUCAGCUCACUUCUCUUAAUUACAGGACCCCUAUUGGUUAAACGGAUAGCAGUGCAGGAGCCAAUCCCUGCUCAUCUAACAGCAUGCCAUAGGUCUAUGACAUGCCUGGUGUUUUUAAUGAUCUGGGGGGCUCCUUAAAAAUGUUUCCCUGCUCGUCUGUCCAAUACAGGAGAGCACGGAGGUACACAGUUUACACCGCUCAGAGCGCAGUGCAGCGAGGCCCCCCCUCAUCAAGAACCUUGGUCCAGAGAGCUGCUGGAUCCAGAGGUGAUCUCAGUAGGACACAACUACAGCACCCCUGCAGGAAGAAUAUCGAAACGCAAACAUGGCCCGUGUGACACGACCCUCCUUCAGUCUGAUCCACACAGGAUUACUGUUAGUGAUGGUCCUUCUACCAGAGUUUCUGGGGGCGGUGCCAGUGGAGCAGCACAAGGAGGAGGAAGUGACUGCAUCAGAGGAUGUGAAAUCACUUGUUCGUAACAGAAGGAACCUUCCUUUCGUUGCUGUGCCACAGUUCAAACGCCUUCCUGAUUUCUGGGGAUGGUACAAGUACUUUGUUGACUCAAACAACCAGGAAGGAGUUGAGGAUUUGGACCGUUUGUACAUGGCCUACCUCCAAAACAAACACAGGUCAGAGGAGGGGCCCACAUUCAACCACUACCUCACUCAUCUCAGUGAAAUCUACAAGUCCUGUGCCGAUUCUGAUGAUCCAGAAUGCAUCUCUGAGUCUACUAGUAAGCCUAAAGCUGCAGUAGUGAUGCCGUCCUCCAUCAAGUCUGCUGCAGUCAGAAUGUGCAACCCCUACAUCGACCCCUACUGCCUCUUUCCUCUUGCCCCCAAAGCCGCAGCUGCAGCUCCAGAGCCUGAGAAGGGUGCAGCCAAGGUUCCAGCACCCAUUCUCACUCCCAUGCUGCCCAUGCCCAUGAAGAGCUCCACCGGCUUCUACUACUAUGCCCCUGUACUGGAGCCCUUCCUGAGUGCCGAGCAGAAGGCAGAGCUGGUGAGAAUUUGUAACCCAGAGGACGUGGAGUGUCUUCAGUACCACCUGAGGGCAGCUUAUGGGUAUCGCCCAGCCGCUGGCCCUGCUCCAUCCUAUUCUGCCCUCAAGUGUGACCCCAAAGACCCCUACUGCAUGCCAAUACUGGUCCAGAAGGCACCAACUGGUUUCUACCACAUGAUGUACCCCACCUGUGACCCCGAUGUUGAUCCCCUGUGUGUGUCCAACGCCGCAGCUCCUGCUCCCAUUGAAGCAGGUCCUCCAAAGGAGCAACACUGCAACCCUCUGUUUGAUGCUGGCUGCAACCCUCUGAGUGCCACCAGGUUGUCAGGCCUGACCAAACCUGUCCUGGAGUACCCCAUCAAGAGUGCCCCUGCACCCCCUCCAGUUCCUCUGUCCUGUGACCCUCGCUACGAUCCAUACUGCAUUCUGGCAGCGGCCGCUGCCCUGCGCAAGCCUGCACCACAGAUCCCCGAACACCAGGUCCGCUACCAGCUUGGCAUCCGUGGAAAGACCAAGGAGGGCCACGACUGCUAUGUACACUAUGACAAAGACUGCAUCCCAGUGAAAUCUGGCCCUGAGGCCAAAGCUGACAUCAAGGGUCAAACAUCGCUGUCCUGCCAUCCGUACGAUCCCAACUGCUUUAAAUUCUCUUCACCCUCAGCCCUUGUGGCCUCAAAGCCCAGCAAGGAUGGCAUAAUUCUGCCUGACCCUGACUGUGACCCAGAGUUUGACUACAACUGCCGUCUACGUCGGUCAGAGCCUGCCGUUGCAGAUGAGCCUGCCGCUGAUGAGCCUGCAAAGGAGACACCUGUUCCACAGUCUGCAGUCCCACGUUUUGAAGACUUUCUCAAGAGUGUCAUGAAUCAGUAGAGGUAGAUGUUGGUGUAACAACUUCAGCUAAAGUUGGCUGCGAUGUCUUGCUGCCUAGGUUUGCUGGACUUUAUGGACCCCGCUCUUUAAACCUCAUGAGUUUAUUAAAAUCAACUUACGUUUCCAUGAAAUCUGAAGGUGUUUUUUCAUGUGUUUGUAAGGGAGAUGAUAAAAGACAACUAAGCAAAAACCAAAUUAUAUGUAAAACCCUUUGUGUAUUUAUGUUUGUAAGAAGAAAAAAAAUCAUGUAUAGAUGUGAGAUAGAGUAAGGUGUAGUGGGAUUAUUUGUCUUCCCCUGUUUGUACAUUUUCUGUUUCUGUUUGAGUUAACCUUAGUGUAUGUAAUGUUGAUAUUUCUCACAACUCUCUUUUGCUAUUAACAUCACAGCUUCUCACUUGAUUUUUUUUAUGAAGUUUUGAAUAAACAUAAAUAAAAUAUGUUGUUUUUUCGCAUAAGUUU
Cynoglossus semilaevis (tongue sole) is the source of this 3536-nucleotide messenger RNA. RefSeq names its product actinodin2 (gene and2). The transcript has 6 exons. Bases 1533 to 3077 code for a protein of 514 amino acids. The record is from RefSeq and is a predicted model, not a curated record. Lineage: Eukaryota; Metazoa; Chordata; Actinopteri; Pleuronectiformes; Cynoglossidae.